AUUCACUGGCCAUUUGCAAAGAAUAUGGUCAUCCUGAUCUAUUCAUCACUUUCACGUGUAAUCCUAAAUGGGAUGAGAUUGAAACUGCAGUUCAGCUUUCUUCAUCGCAUGACGCCUCUGUGCGCCCUGAUAUUAGUGCCCGUGUUUUCAAAAUGAAGCUCGAUUCUAUGAUGGCUGAUUUCACCAAACAUCAUGUCAUGGGACGUGUCAUUGCAGCGGUCUAUACAAUUGAGUUUCAGAAGCGUGGUCUCCCGCAUGCCCACAUAGUUUUAUGGUUGGCAGACGCUGACAAAAUAACAGAUCCAGCUCAAAUUGAUUCAGUCAUAUCCGCUGAAAUACCAGAUAAGCUGACUGACCCUGUGGGGUAUAAAGCGGUAUCACAGUUCAUGAUGCAUGGACCAUGUGGAUCUGCAAACCCGAAAUGCCCUUGUAUGAUCAGAGGGCGAUGUUCAAAAUACUUCCCAAAAUCUUUUACUGACAACACUGUCAUAGAUGCGGAUGGUUAUGCACAAUACAGAAGGAGGGAUGACAAACAAAAUGUCAAAUGUGGCAAAGUAUUUCUUGAUAAUAGGCAUGUGGUCCCUUACCACCGUGGUCUCCUUGUCAAAUAUCAGGGCCAUAUAAAUGUGGAGUGGUGCAAUCGUUCUUUGGCUAUAAAAUAUUUGUUCAAGUACAUUGGCAAAGGUCCCGAUAUGGCUACUAUAGUGCUACAGAGAGAGGACAAUCAGCCCACAACAGGAGAACUGCCUUCCACGUCUCGGGCAACCGCAAAUGAGCGCGAUGAAGUGAAAACCUAUGUGUCAUGUCGGUAUGUCUCAGCGGCAGAGGCAUGUUGGCGCCUAUAUGAUUUCCCAAUUCAUCAUCGAGAACCAUUUGUCCAGCGACUAUACUUCCACCUUGAAAAUGAACAGGAAGUUAGAUUUCGUGAUGAUGAAACUUUGCCCCAAGUGGUUCGGAGAAUUGAUCCAGAUGGGACAAUGUUCAUUCAAUGGAUGUUGACAAAUCGGUGCGAUGAACUGGGUCAUGACCUUACAUUUGUAAAAUUCCCAACAAAAUUCCAUUGGGAUUCAUCCGCACGUCGCUGGUUUCGAAGGAAGCAAAAUAUUGAGGUCGUCGGCCGAAUGGUAUAUGCUCACCCUGCUUCUGGAGAGCGUUUUUAUAUGCGGUUAUUAUUAAACAUUGUACGGGGAGCCAUGACUUUUGAGGACAUCAGGAAAGUGGAGGGAACUGUUCAUCCAACCUAUAAAGAAGCAUGCUUUCACAGAGGUCUCCUGGAAUCGGAUAAUGAGUGGCAUAUUGCUCUUGAGGAUGCAAAGGCAUAUGCAACUGUGCCACAACUACGUGAUUUGUUUGUCACUUUAUUAGUUUUUUGUGAAGUCAGCAACCCGGCCGAGUUGUGGGAAAACCACUGGACAGCUUUGUCAGAUGAUAUAGAGUACACACAAAGAAAACUUUUAAGGCUACCAAGCCUGAGAAUUGAUGUUGGUGACAGACAAAUGAUUGCUCUACAGCCUGUUAAUGAUUUGCUAAAACAAUACGGAAAGAAAGUAGGAGAUUAUCUUGGACUUCCAGCCUUGAACCCGAAUGUAGCUAGCAGAUACAGAAACGAGCUGUUGGUGGAGGAGAUGUUGUAUGAUAGAGAGGCACUUAGGCUGAGGGCAGAAAAUAUAAUUGAAUCCUUGAACUACAUGCAAUCUACUGUUUUCCGAAGAAUUAUUCAGGCCAUAGAAUUCAAUUUGGGUGGCCUUUAUUUUGUAUAUGGUCCAGGGGGCACUGGUAAAACGUUUCUAUGGACAGCUAUAAUAUCAAAGUUGAGUGAAGGUAAAAUAGUACUUGCUGUUGCGUCAUCUGGUAUAGCUUCUCUUCUAAUGGAUGGUGGAAGAACAGCACAUUCACGCUUUAAGAUACCAAUCGAUAUUGAUGAGUUUAGCUGUUGUGAGAUAAAACAGAACACAUACCUGGCGGAGCUGAUAUGUGAGACUAGCCUCGUCAUUUGGGACGAGGCACCAAUGACUCAUCGGCACGUAUUUGAAGCAGUUGACCGCACCUUUCGGGAUAUCCGGACCAAGGUGGAUCCAGAUGCGUCCUCAAAAUCCUUUGGAGGGGUCACAAUACUUCUUGGAGGUGAUUUUAGACAGGUUCUUCCAGUGGUUCCCAAAAAAGGAAGAGCAGAUAUUGUAGGCGCAAGUAUAAGCAAGUCUAGCUUAUGGAAUGAUUGUACAGUUUUUAACCUGGUAGAAAACAUGCAAAUUGAGAAAAAUGUACCUGCAGUUACAAUUGAUGGAAGAAAAGUGCCAUUUCGUGAUUGGGUAUUGGCACUAGGUGAUGGUACGGAACAAACAACUAAUUUCGAUGAUGACACUGAACCUUCAUGGAUAAAGAUCCCGGCAGAGGUCUACCUAAAGCCCGGUGACAAUCCACUACAGACAAUGGUAAACGAAAUUUAUGCCCACCUCGGUGAACAACAUGUGCAAAUGGAAUAUAUUCGAGACCGAGCAAUAUUAACACCCCUCAACGAAUAUGUCGAGGCUGUGAAUAAUGAGGUCCUGCAUAGACUGCCUGGGGAGUUGAAAAUUUAUAGAAGCUAUGAUAGUGUUUGUAAGUCCGCUUCCACGGCAGUUGACGAGGUUUUAUACCCUCCAGAAUACCUCAACUCUUUAAAAUUCAGCGGGCUUCCCAAUCACGAGCUACAAGUGAAGGUGGGUUCUCCUAUAAUGUUGCUGCGCAACCUUAAUCCAAAAAAGAGCCUAUGUAAUGGUACUCGACUCAUUGUAACAAGAUGUUACCCCUUCCUCGUGGAAACAAGAAUUUUGACGGGUACUUGGAUCGGCGAUAUUACAUUUAUACCAAGGAUAAAUAUGUCCCCGGCUGACAAGACGUUCCCGGCAAUGGUGAAAAGAAAACAGUUUCCCUAUAACUGUUUGCUACGCAAUGACAGUGAAUAAAAGCCAGGGUCAGACGGUUAAAAACGUGGGCCUUUAUUUGCCUAAACCGGUUUUUAGCCAUGGCCAGAUUUACGUCGCAGUAUCAAGGGUUACCUCACCGCAGGGACUAAAGAUUCUGUGCGUGGAUGAAGAUGUCAGACAUACUGGCUA
Molecule: messenger RNA, 3095 nt
Organism: Daucus carota subsp. sativus
Lineage: Eukaryota; Viridiplantae; Streptophyta; Magnoliopsida; Apiales; Apiaceae
Exons: 4
Coding region: 153-2945 (930 amino acids)
Biological process (GO): DNA repair; telomere maintenance
Molecular function (GO): DNA helicase activity
Source: RefSeq, a predicted model, not a curated record